This is a messenger RNA of Cryptomeria japonica (Japanese cedar), 1594 nucleotides long. RefSeq names its product polyphenol oxidase A1, chloroplastic. The coding region runs from base 11 to 1594 and encodes 527 amino acids. The record is from RefSeq and is a predicted model, not a curated record. Gene Ontology annotation, molecular function: catechol oxidase activity. The transcript is spliced from 2 exons. Lineage: Eukaryota; Viridiplantae; Streptophyta; Pinopsida; Cupressales; Cupressaceae.
UCCAGCUAGCAUGGAGAAAGUAUUGAUUACAAAUGUAGUUUCAGUAUGCAUGUUGUUGAUCUACACUGUGUCUGCAACAUCCCCAUUUCCUGCUCCUGAUCUAGCAAAGUGUGUAUAUCCCACAGGUUUACCUCACAAUGCAACAAUAAAUAGCACUUGCUGCCCCCCAUAUGAUCCUGCAACACCCAUUACAGAUUUUGAAUUCCCUUCUUCAGACCUUCCCUUGAGAGUUCGCAUGGCUGCCCAUUUAGUUGAUCAGGACUACAUAGAGAAGUACAAUAAAGCAGUCCAGCUUAUGAAAAACCUUCCUGCAAAUGAUCCCAGAAGUUUCAUCCAGCAAUCCAAAAUCCACUGUGCUUACUGCAGUGGUUCAUACUUUACCAAUUCAACAGAGAUCCAAGUCCAUUACUCAUGGUUUUUUCUGCCUUUUCAUCGUUGGUACCUCUAUUUCUAUGAGCGCAUUUUGGGUAAACUGAUUGGGGAUGAUUCAUUUGCAUUGCCCUUCUGGAACUGGGACUCAGAGGCAGGAAUGUCCAUUCCUCCAAUGUAUAUUGACCCAAAUUCUCCCUUGUUUGAUCCACUGAGAGAUGCUUGCCAUCAGCCCCCCCAUAUAAUCAAUCUGAAACAUUUCAAUGUCUGUGUGGAGGGUUCUGUAAAUGAGAACUAUGCAGACAUUUAUACCCACAUUGUCUCUGGGGCUCCUUCUGCAAGCUUGUUUUAUGGAGGAGAUUACAGAUAUGGGAGUGGAGUCAAAGUGAAUAGAAGCAGGGCUGGAACUAUAGAGACUUCACCCCAUGAUAAAGUGCAUUCAUGGACUGGAUCUUCCACACAAUUCAACAGAGAGAAUAUGGGUUCUCUGUACUCUGCAGCUCGAGAUCCUAUCUUCUAUUCUCAUCAUUCUAAUGUUGAUCGGAUGUGGACAAUUUGGCAGGACAAACUGAACCGCAGUGAUUAUCAAGAUACAGAUCUUGUUGAUUCUAAAUUGCUUUUCUAUGAUGAAAACAGUCGAUUGGUGCAGGUGAGAGUUGGUGACUGUUACAACACAACAAAGCUGGGAUACAAGUACCAGGAAGUAGAUAUCCCAUGGUUAACAAAUGGACGUUCAAUCAAGAAGGCUGGACUGUUGAAGGCCAAACCAGUGGACUACAAUCCUAGAGGAAAUACAAAUCAGUCACCAGUUAGUGUAGUAGUCAAGAGGAAUAAGAUAAUAAAGCAGCAGAAGGAGAAGGAGAAGGAGAAGGAGAAGGAGAAGGUGAAGGUGGAGGAGAUUCUGGUGAUUGAUGGAAUAGAGGUGAACUUAUUUGCCACCUCAAAGUUUAGCAUUUUCAUAAACUUGCCUGAAGCUGAUCCAAACACACCCUUGGAUUCCCCACAUUAUGCAGGGUCUUAUAUGCACCUGGGCCAAGGCUCUGGAGGCAGGAAAUACCAGUCCAAAAUAUCAUCAUUCAAGAUAGGAAUAUCAGAGACUUUGGAGGAUUUGGGUGCAACUGAAGAUGACAGUAUUAUUGUUACUCUGGUCCCUCAAAGCAAUCAAUCUAUGGCUAAAAUUCCAGUAAAGUUCUCCUCUGUUGAAAUUGAAUAUGAUGUAAACUAG